This is a messenger RNA of Tripterygium wilfordii, 2925 nucleotides long. Its product is annotated as proline-rich receptor-like protein kinase PERK1. The transcript is spliced from 8 exons. Gene Ontology annotation, biological process: protein phosphorylation. The record is from RefSeq and is a predicted model, not a curated record. The coding region runs from base 428 to 2689 and encodes 753 amino acids. Gene Ontology annotation, molecular function: ATP binding; protein kinase activity. NCBI's taxonomy places the organism in Eukaryota, Viridiplantae, Streptophyta, Magnoliopsida, Celastrales, Celastraceae.
GGUUUAGCUCAACUCUGUCGCAAAUUUAAAUAGCUUCGACGUACGAGUAAAACUCGCGUUGGAUAUCUAAUCGUCUGGGCCAUCCGACUAGACUUUUCUUUGUAGGUGGGACCCAGUGGGCCCCGCUGAAUACCCGUCCGUGAGUUUUUGGAGUUUCUAAGGAAAACGAACUUCUGUUCAACUAGUGAUGAUAAACUUACUAGAGCUAAAAAGUUGUUCACGAGCAGGAUUCAAACAAAAGUAACAGUUAGUAUACUAAUAAAACUGUAAAACAUUAUACUACUCUACAUAUGAUUAAACAACCCACCACGGAGAAAAAGGCUCCAGCUAUGAAUUCUACCGAGAUUCAGAGACAGAGUCUGUAUUAUGUGAUCCACUUUGAGAAAUUCCUUAAAUAAUACAUAUUAUCGGAGGAUACGAUUGAACAAUGUCGAUGCCUGUCACUCCGGAAGAUUCUUCGGCAACCACACCAUCACCACCACCACUUUCAGUGGAGGCAGAGGCCCCCAGUCCUUCACCACCACCAUCCACAUUGGGUCCUUCAGCGUCUCCACCAAUUCCUGUUGUGUUGUCACCCCCACCUACAAAUUUAGCUUCCCCACCACCACCAAUUCCAGUAACACCUCCUCCACCUGUCUCAUCACACCCAGCGCCGCCAAAUCCAGUUUUAUCACCGCCACCACCAAUUCCAGUUACACCUCCUCCACCUGUCUCAUCACAACCAGCGCCGCCAAAUCCAGUUUUAUCACCACCACCACCAGUAACGUCACCGCCACCACCAAGUCCAGUUUUUUCACCACCCCCAACAAGAAGUCCAAUUUUAUCACCACCACCUGUGUCAUUGCCUGCUCCACCACCUCCAGCCACUCUCACACCUCCGCCUCCAGUAAGCCCUCCAUCGCAUCUUCAGCCUCCACCAAUACCACCAGUUUUAUCACCACAACCUGUGUCAUUGCCUGCUCCACCACCUCCAGCCAUUCUCACACCUCCGCCUCCAGUAAGCUCUCCAUCCCCUCUUCAGCCUCUACCAACACCACCAGAAACUUCUCCACCUCCAGCAGUAACUCCUCCACCGCCUCUGCUAUCUCCACAACCCCCAACAACUUCUCCGCCUAAUUUAACAUCUCCACCACCGCCAGCAACUUCUCCCCCGCCUUUAGUAUCGCCGCCACCACAAACAUUGCCAUCCACACCAAAGCCUCCCACUUCGCGGCCAAUUAUGAAUGGAAGUCCUCAUGUUAUGUCAGGACACUCUCAUAUAUCUACAGCAUUAGUGAUCGGAUGUGCUUUUGCUGCAGUUGUUCUGCUUCUCUUAUGUUGGAAAAUAUGCAUUUGUUGGAGAUCAAAGAGAAGAAGAAACCAUGGUUCUUCUAAACACGAGAGAAGAUUUCCAGACUUGGCACCAAAAGAUAAGCCUUAUGGUGGCCUGUCAAAUGGGAUGCAUGUUAUCACGGUGCUACCAACGCCCUCUGCCCCACCUCUCCCAAGCAAUAUUGAAAACUCUGGUUGUGUGACUUAUAAGAACGGUUUGCUACAUCAAGCACGUGAUCCAACCUUGGGAUCAUCAUGUGCUGCUUUCACUUAUGAUGAACUUGUUGUGGCUACUAAUGGCUUCUCAGAGUCCAAUCUUCUUGGAGAGGGGGGGUUUGGAUAUGUACACAGAGGAGUCAUUCCCAGCGGAAAAUUUGUCGCAAUCAAGCAGUUAAAGGACGAUAGCCAUCAAGGAGAACGUGAAUUCCGGGCAGAGGUUGAGAUCAUCAGCCGGGUGCAUCACAAACACCUUGUUUCAUUGGUUGGUUACUGCAUUGCUGGGCCCCAGAGAUUGCUUGUUUAUGAGUUUGUUCCAAACAACAACUUGGAGUUUCACUUGCAUGGAAACAUGUGUCCUGUUAUGGAAUGGGCUACCAGACUGAAAAUCGUUAUCGGGGCUGCAAAAGGACUGGCAUACCUCCAUGAGGAUUGUAACCCAACAAUCAUUCAUCGCGAUGUCAAGGCAGCUAAUAUUCUUCUAGAUCAUAAUUUUGAAGCUAAGGUUUCGGACUUUGGACUGGCGAAAACUUUCUCUACUACCAAUACCAUCAUUACUCAUAUUUCUACCCGAGUGGUGGGAACUUUUGGGUACUUGGCUCCAGAAUAUGCAUUGAGUGGUCGUUUAACGGUUAAGUCUGAUGUAUAUUCCUUCGGGGUCAUGCUUAUAGAGCUUAUAACUGGACGUCCACCUAUCAGUGCUACAGAAUCCGAAAUGAACCAAGGACUGGUUAGCUGGGCCAGGCCAUUACUUGCCCAAGCCCUGGAAGAUGGCAAUUUCGACGCACUUGUUGAUCCACGGCUAGGGUAUAACUAUAAUACCAAUGAACUUGCUAGCAUGGUUGUUUGUGCUGCUGCUUGUGUGCAACAGUCGUCACUGCUUCGUCCGAAAAUGAGCCAGGUAGUCCGCACCUUAGAAGGAGAAAUCCCUCUGAAUGAUCUAUCUGGACCAAAUACGCUUAUGCAGAAGACAUCUUUUACUUCUUGGGGUAGUGAUACUGGUCUACAGUACAAGAACAUAAAAGAACUCAACAAGGAAUUGGAAAGACAGGAGCAUGGAUUCACUAUGUACAGCGGAACCACAAGUGAAUAUGGUCUAAACCCAUCUAUCUCGAGUACCGAUACCCAGCAACACCACGUGAGAACAGCUGAACAGGCCUAAAGCAUCCAAAACCCUAUAUUCUGUUGUUGGAGCAUUGACAACCAAAUCGUAGAUUUUUGUAAAGUUUCUUUAUUUUGGUACAGAAUUUUUCAGAGUAGUGACUGGAGAGAACUAAAACCCAGUAACUGCUCCAUGGUAAUACUCCAAGAAGUUGCUACAAGUGAUGCGAGUUGUUCUUUAGAAACUACAAAGAAUUACCAUUGAAGUAGGAAUUUAUUUCUCUAAAUGCAGCUUAA